This is a messenger RNA of Odocoileus virginianus texanus, 912 nucleotides long. The record is from RefSeq and is a predicted model, not a curated record. Lineage: Eukaryota; Metazoa; Chordata; Mammalia; Artiodactyla; Cervidae.
UCCUUCCCAAGCCCCGCCGUCCAGAGUCGGUGGGACUACGCUUCCCAGAAAGCCUUGCGCGGGGGCGGAGGCAGCAGGGAUGCGAUGGCGGAGUCGCUGCCGCUGGAGAUGGUCACAUAUAUUCUGAGCUUCCUGCCUCUGUCAGAUCAGAAAGAGGCCUCCCUCGUGAGCCGGGCUUGGUACUGUGCAGCCCAGAAUGCCCUUCGGGAGGCCAGCGUGCAGUACAACAUCCCUGUGUCAUCUGCCUCCCUUCCGGUCAUCAAGAGCCUGGGUCUCAGGGGCGUCACCUGCAUCAGCCUGACCAACCUGGAUGGCUCUCCGGCUUCACUCCAGGUGCUGCAGUCUGUUACCCACCACCUGGGCCCACACCUGCAGAGCUUGUGCCUUGGUGGGGGCAGCCCCACAGAGGCCUCCUUCAUGGCUCUGAUCCUGGGCUGCCCGGCCCUGCGUAUCCUAGACCUCAGUGGCUGCAACAGCCUCUUCACGUCGGGCAUGCUACUGGCUCAGCCUGAGACGGCGCAGCAGGUCCAGCAGGCGCUGAGUGGCCUCCGUGAGCUCAGCCUGGCUAGCCUUCGGGACCUGGCCGACCUCAGCUUCAACCGGCUCAGCAGUUGUGCCCCCUGCCUGGAGCGCCUCUCCUUGGCCUAUUGCCACCUCACCUUCCAGCUAGGCCCAUCCUGGGGCUCCAUUGACCCCCAGGACUCCUCCCGCUCUCAACUCUCCUUCCGUAACCUGCUGCGAUUCCUGAAGGAGCGGGCCGGCAGGCUGCACACCCUGGACCUGAGCGGCACUGGCUUGCCGCCCGAGGCCCUGCAGGCGCUGGGCCAGGUGGCCGGGCUGCAGCUGCAGAACCUGAGCCUGCAUAGCUGCCGGGACCUCUCCACAGAGGCCUGGCUGCUCAGAACUGACUGA